UGUUGUACCACAAGUAAAUUCGUCUUGGCCCCGAUUGUAACGUCCAGCAGCAGCUCCAGCUUCAGCUCCAUAAAGCCAACUAAGUGUACACAAUAAAAACGCGAGUGCAUUUAAGAGGAAAAAACAGAGGAAAAGCCAAAGCGCAAUUGUAACAAAGAAAACUUAUUUGAAACGGAGCGUCCAGACGCGCAGUUCAUAUAGUGAAGGAUUCGCUGCAGGACAUGCGUGAAAACAACUCCGCCCCAAAUUGAAGCUGGCUGCAAUUUUGACACACAAAUCUCGGCUGGCCAUGUGGCGCGACCCGUUGUUACCAAUCAGCAAACGAUUUGGCGACUAGGCACAGCUCAGCUCCGGGAUAAUGAGUGCAGCCGGAAAUGUGAGCGCUCCAAUUGGAGUUCCAGUUGCAGCUGGUGCGGAAAGCAGCGCCCUGCACUCGCUGGAUAGCUAUGAUGUGCUCUAUGAUGGCCAGGAGCACGAUGAUACCAAAAGCAUCUCUCACUUGGAUUGGCCUUUUUUGAUUAAGGGCAUCCUGGAGAGCAGCCAGACAUGUGCACCCACCGCACCCGAUACGCUGGCGGCGCUGCUGUGGGCCAUUAUAGCGGUAUUUGGAAUUGUUUAUGCCCUGCUGGGCUAUCGCUGUCUGCGCGCGGUCGGCUUCCUCAGCGGCCUGAUGGUGGGCGCCAAUGGCAUAUUCAUAUUGCAGGACUUUCAAAUAACCUGGCUGGGCAAGCCGGCCGACUCGGCGCUGGCCAUUGUUGCCGGCCUUCUCGGCGCUGUGCUCGGCUCCACAUAUCCCGUGGCCUCCGUUCUAAUCAGCGCCUUUGCCGGCGCCCUACUUUCGGGCGCUGCGAUGGCCGUCUGUGUGGCCACCAUGCCGGACAAUGAGUUUGGGUAUCGCGAGAUUUAUGUGGCCGUGGUGGGCGGCGCCGUCAUCUGCUCGGUGCUGACGCUCUGCUGCGUCAAAUAUGUGACCAUAUUGACAUCCAGCAUUGUGGGCACGGCCAUGGUGAUUGGCGCAAUAGAUUUUUUCAUGCACAGCCUGGAGACAAUCAAUUGGAUACUCAAUAUGAAGCCGCAUCCCAUGCCGCCGCCCUGCUACGGCGGCCUGCUGAUCACCGCCUGGCCCGUGACCAUUGUGAUCAGCAUAAUGGUGCAGUGCUUCAUCACCGCCUGGCGGGUGGAUCAUCGCAAGCGCAUCUAUAUGCGGCACCAUCAACAGCAUCCGCAUGGCGCCCACUUGCCGCACGGCCAACCCCCGGCGCCGGGUAAUCCGCAUGUGCCCAUGCGGCGGGCCCAGUCGCGCACCCGGGAGACCCGCGAGGAGGCGCGUCAGCGCAAAUUUCGCUAUCUAUAUCAGGUGCGCACCGCGCGCGGCGACAUCAUAUCCCAGAACUUUGUCUCGGCGCUGCAGAAGCGCAUCCAGUUGAGCGGCACGGAGACACCGUCGGAGCGCUCGAUAAAGACAAGCUCCAAUGAGCGGAACACCUUCCGCAGCGAUCGCACCCACUUUACGACCAUCCACGAUCCGGAGCUGUGCGAUAAGAUUGAAAUCGUGCGCGACAUUGGAUAACAAACAAGCAAUAGCUACAUGUAACUAUAUCCGUAAGGGGGGCAGAGAGAGAGAGAGAGAGAGAGAGCUGGACAUGGGUCGGGGGCGAUUACAGGACUAGAGAGCUGGACACACACUUACGGAUUAGGAAAGAGCAUGUAGCUAUUGAUUCAAGCAGUCGAAAUGAGCUGCAAACUGGCCAGAAUUUAAACUUGGCAGAGAUCAAAGAAGAGAAAAAAAUGAAAGAUUUUUCAAAGAAACGGAAGUUUCGUCAAAUUAAACAGAAGCUUCGUCAAAUUAAACAGAAGUUUCGUCAAAUAAAACGGAAGCUUCGUCAAAUAAAACGGAAGGUUCGUCAGGGGAAAAGAAGAUUCGUUGGAAUAAAAGGAUUAUUCCUCGGAAGAAACGGAAGAUUCGUCAGAGAAAAGGAAGAUUCGUUAGAGAAAUGAAAGAUUCGUUAGAGAAAUGAAAGAUUCGUCAAUGAAACGAAAGAUUCGUUCAAAGAUUCGAAGAUUCUCCAGAAGAACCAGAAGAUUCUACAGAAGAAACAGAAGAUUCGUCGGAAGAAACGGAAGAUUCGUCAAAUAAAACGCAAAAUUUGUUACAUAAAAUGGAAGAUUCGUCAACAGAAACGAAAGAUUCGUCGGAAGAAACGAAAGAUUCGUCGGAGGAUAAAGAACAAGCUUUAACUUGAUAAUUAUACGGAAUAUGGUAGAGAAAUUUUAUGAAAUUUUGUUGGUUUCGUUUACGCGUAAAGCUGAUAUUUCAAAAAUAUCUUAACUAAAUCGCUGGGAAUAAGCUUGAUAGAAUAAAGAAAAAAAGAAAUGAAAAUAAUAUAUAUAUGAGCGCAGGGCUGGGCUGAAAAGUAAACGAUCUGCAGAAGAUUCAGUUACCUUAUACUAGCUAAUAUUCUACUUUUAGUUCAUCUUCUUUUAAUUCAUAAUUUAGUGGAACUUUGCAAAAAAGCUAGAUGAGCAUUCAAGUUCUUGAUUUCAUUUUCUAAGCGUGAAAAUAACAUUUUUCGCUGUCUUAUAUUUAUAUUCAUAAGAGAAGCUGCAUAAAAGAAUUUUUCAUUCAUUUUCCGCAAUUAAAUUUUUCACCUAAAGACGUGAAUUUGCCGAAAAAUGUGAAACAUGACUCAAAUAUAUCUGCAUUGAGUUGGAAUUUUUUGUUAAGCCUUUCUUUAAAAACUUUUCCUUUUUAACUUUAACUCUCCAGAGAGACUCGUGCAAGUGAAAAGUCGUGCGGGUUUCUCAACACUAUUUUUAUUUUGCACCAAAAUCGUUUACUUUUCUGUGCAUUCCUGCACUUGUAGAGCAUUUAACGCCAGGUCAAUCACGAUCUAUAGGUAUUAUUAUUACAUAAGAAACUUUUGUUUUCGACUCGCUAAAGCGAAAAGAAAAAAUAAGGAAACGUAAAGCUGUACUCGUCUAGGUUAAGUCGCACAAGCAGUGUUGGUUAAGUCGCAAAAGCACUACCGUUAAUGUAGUGUUGCGUAACAGAGUUGUAAGCAGAUCGAGUUCGUGAUCGAAGAUCGAAGAGUGAUGACGGGCCAGUUGGAAUAGAGCAUUGUUUCUCAUCAAAUGGAGCAUAUAUAAAGUAUAAGAAAUACAUAGAAUAUAUGAGCCGUAUAUAAGUUUUGCGUAUUCCUCGUGUGCUGUCCAUAAACUGGAACUAAAACUAAUAUGAAUAAUAUUCAUGACGCUUCACAAA
This is a messenger RNA of Drosophila virilis, 3262 nucleotides long. Its product is annotated as transmembrane protein 198. Gene Ontology annotation, cellular component: plasma membrane. Lineage: Eukaryota; Metazoa; Arthropoda; Insecta; Diptera; Drosophilidae. The record is from RefSeq and is a predicted model, not a curated record.